AUGUUCCUCCUUCUAGUGCUGUUUAUGGGUCUUAGUGGGCUGCAGGCCGGCCAGAGCCCUCAGAAAACCAUCCUGCAGACCACAGUUCCCGAAAAGAUUUCAUCACUAGAUGUGGAAAAAGACCCUGAAAAUCAUAUUGCCUAUCUUAUUACAAUAGCUGAGAAACCAUAUUUUGUCCAUCUUAAAAAGCAAUCAUAUAUAACUUCAACUUCAGUGAUCUACACAUAUGACAACAAUGAUAUCCGUCGUUCUCAACCUCUGUCUUUUCUGGAAAGUUGCACUUACAAUGGAUAUGUCACAGGUUUUCCAAACUCUCUUGUGACGCUCAGCAUUUGCUCAGGACUCAGGGGAACAAUACAAUUCGAAAAUGUCUCCUAUGGAAUUGAACCUGUGGAAACCAUAUCGGGAUUUGUGCACGUGAUCUAUGAGAUCACAAAUGACAACAUUGAGAUUCCUGUAUUAGAAGAAAAUCAGAGUUACUAUUGGUAUAAUAAUUCACAAUUUCAAUUCAAAAGGAACGUGAAGAAAACAUCAUCAAUCAAGUUAUCCCCCCGGUACUUCGAGAUGGAUAUUGUCGUGGAUAAGAAGCUGUUUGAUUACAUGGGCUCUGACAUUAAAACUGUGAUACAGAAAGUUACUCAUGUCAUCGGCCUUGUCAAUACUAUGUUCUCCAUGUUAGAACUGACGGUUGUAAUACAUUCCAUUGAAAUCUGGUCAAAGGGAAACAGAAUUUCCGUCCCAGAGAGUCCUAAGAGUUUGCUGAUGGCAUUUUUAAACUGGAAACGAGACCACAAACAGAAGCAUGUUUCAUACUUACUGGCCUUUGACGAGCAUCCUGCUUCCAUUGGAGCCCUGUAUCCAGGGGAAUUGUGCAGAGUGGAUUUUGACGUUGCUGUUGCCCUGUAUCCCAAAGGCUUAUCGUUAGAGUCAUACAGUGUCAUCAUCGCACAGCUGCUGAGCCUCGGCAUGGGCCUCACGUACGACAACACCGACACCUGUCACUGUACAGGAGAUGUUUGCCUGAUGACGCCCAAGGCAAUAUAUUUUGGGGGCAUGAAGAGUUUCAGUGCCUGCAGCUUGGAUGACUUUAAACAGUUGUCUGUGGGCAAAGACCUUGGAUGUCUCCAGGACUGGCCUAUGGAGAGGAAACGUGUACGCAGGCCGAGACGGAUCUGUGGCAAUGGCGUGCUGGAGGGCGAGAGCAUCAACACAGCUGUUGCCACUGCUGCAUCAGCACCCGUCUUCAACGGACUGAGGAAGGAUAGCACUCCAAGAGUCCCUCAGGCUGCCAGCCCCCACCUGGAAGGGCUGAGGACAAGUGACUCAGUUGUGGGAAACUGUACACACCGAGCGUGCUGUGACCCCAUGUCAUGCCGAUUAAAGCCCAAUGCCGAAUGUGGCUCUGGAGAGUGUUGUAAGCAAGACUGCACGAUAAAACCAAUCAACACACCGUGUAGAAAAUCAACUGGAGAAUGCGACUUUCCCGAGUAUUGUAAUGGGAACCUUUCUUACUGUGGGCGUGACACAUACUUGCGUGAUGGGGAGUAUUGUGACUCGGGUCAAGCCUUCUGCUUCAAUGGAUUGUGCCGGACUACUGACAAGCAAUGUAUUAAACUUCUUGGAAAAGGUGUGAGAGGGGCUCCCUUCUGGUGUCAUGAAGAGUUGAAUUCCAGAGGUGAUCGAUUUGGCAACUGUAUUUCUCAUCAUUGUAAAUUUGAAGAUGUUCUGUGUGGGAAGUUAGUCUGUACAUGGCCAUUCAAGAGGAUAGUGAAGCUCGUCAAUAUAUCUACAGUUUAUACGCACGUACAAAAUGACGUAUGUGUAUCUUUCUAUAAAGGCGGGAGGAUGCCUAAGGGCACACCAACAACAUACAGCACUAUUGAAGACAGAGACGAAACCUUUGUAGAAGAUGGCACUAUCUGUGGCCCUGAUAUGUACUGUAAGGAGGCAGUGUGCAGAGAAUUGAGAUUUGUCACAAAUUUUAACACUUGCAAUGCUACUAGAGAUUGCAAUAACCAUGGGUUUUGUAACAAUUUUGACCAUUGCCACUGUGAGGAAGGGUAUAACCCUCCUCACUGUGAAGAAAUGAAAGGGCAGUUUGGAAGCAUUGACGAUGGACACGCGUUUCAUACUGAAGGCAAAAGCCUUAUGCGGAGGCAAGUUCAUGGUUUUACUUCCCGCCAGUGGCUUCAGCUCAUCUUCUACAUAUCUCUACCUGCAAUUAUCAUUAUUAUAGCUCUGCUUAUAAGGCAAAGUAAACUGAAACAUCUAUUCUACAGAGAAGGGAGUGAAAGUAACAGAUCUACAUCAGAAGACAGUGGGAGUGUCACCAAGAUGACCACUAGUAAAGUCAGCGCCCCUCUAGCCACGACAAGUGCUGCUACCCAGAAAGAAGAGACUUCGGCAUGACCAUGAGAAACUGGCCUUUUAGUCAAGAGGAAGAGGGAAAAAACAGAGACCACAGCUUCUCUCCUCCUUCUGCAGAGAGGACUGAGGUCUCGAAACAUGAAAUAAUAAACCAUCUGU
This is a messenger RNA of Microtus ochrogaster (prairie vole), 2526 nucleotides long. Its product is annotated as disintegrin and metalloproteinase domain-containing protein 5-like. NCBI's taxonomy places the organism in Eukaryota, Metazoa, Chordata, Mammalia, Rodentia, Cricetidae. The coding region runs from base 1 to 2409 and encodes 802 amino acids. Gene Ontology annotation, cellular component: plasma membrane. Gene Ontology annotation, molecular function: metalloendopeptidase activity. The transcript has 22 exons. The record is from RefSeq and is a predicted model, not a curated record. Gene Ontology annotation, biological process: male gonad development; proteolysis; cell adhesion.